GACUUAAUAGUGGUACCACUGACGUUUGACGUUUAUCUCUCUUUUAUCCAACUUCAAAUAUAUUUUUGUAUCGAACUAGAAAAUCUGAUCUUAAAUUCGUGUAAACGAUUAGUUGAUAUUCUUAACUGAAUUAUUUUCUAAUAGAGUAUACGAAACGAAGAAUUAUCGAUAAUAGAACAUUUUGUUCUAUAUAUAACGAUUCUUCGAUGAAACGAACGAAAAGGAUUAAUUCUGUUGAUAAUAAAAUUAAUCAUAAUGAAAAUGAUGUUUGUGAAACAGCUAUGGUUACAAAAACAGAACAGAAUCUGGUCGAAGUACUUCAGCAAAAGGAUAAGCAGAUUAAAAAAUCUAGAAUAAAUUUGAAAGUAUUACGAAAUGGAAAUGAUAAAUCUUUAGACACUAUUAAAUUAGAGGAUUUUGAGGGAAAAAAAGAAAUCAUAGAAAUACCUCAUAAGGAUAAAAAUGUUACGAGGAAAAAAAUAAGAGCGGUAGUGGAUCUGAAAAUGAUGAAAGAAGAAUUAAAACAAUUAGAGGAUCCACCUGUUACACCUUGGGAAAAAGAAAUAUGUUCGUCUAGGCUUCCAUUCGAAUUUUAUAAUACACCUUGUGAACAACUUGCUCAACAUCUUUUAGGGAAGGUACUUGUACGUCGCUUAGAAAAUGGAACGAUAUUAAAAGGUAGAAUUGUAGAAACUGAAGGUUAUUUAGGUGCCGUCGAUAAAGCUUCUCAUUCUUAUCAAAAUAAAGUGACACCUCGCAACAUACCAAUGUAUAUGUCACCCGGCACAAUUUAUAUAUAUAUGACUUAUGGCAUGUACUAUUGUUUCAACAUAUCGAGUCAAGAAUCCGAUGCUUAUGUAUUAAUCAAAGCUGUGGAACCUUUACUUGGUCUUGACUAUAUGGAAUUGCUCAGAAAUAUGUUUGUUAAAGAAAACAAAAAGGAAAAAGAAAUUCAAAAAAAUCCUAAACGAUUUAAAACGGCUGAUCUUUGCAAUAGCUCGUAUAAAAUUUGUACCGCAUUUGUUAUUGAUGAAGAUGAAUUUGAUCAAAAGUAUAUUUAUAAUUGUAAUAAUUUGUGGAUCGAACGUGAUUCGUGUACAAAAUCUACUACUAUUGUAACAGUACCACCCGUACAUGUUGAAAGUUUGCCAGACAAACAGCCAAUUAAAUUAUCUCGUUAUUAUAUAUUAGGAAAUCCUAGUGUUAGCGAAUAUAAUAGAGAUCACGAAACUAAUACGUAUACCAUAUAAUUACUGAUGAUAUUUUCGAUAUUCCACCAAAAAAA
Vespula vulgaris is the source of this 1285-nucleotide messenger RNA. Its product is annotated as DNA-3-methyladenine glycosylase-like. The record is from RefSeq and is a predicted model, not a curated record. The transcript has 5 exons. Gene Ontology annotation, molecular function: alkylbase DNA N-glycosylase activity; DNA binding. Gene Ontology annotation, biological process: base-excision repair. Bases 207 to 1250 code for a protein of 347 amino acids. NCBI's taxonomy places the organism in Eukaryota, Metazoa, Arthropoda, Insecta, Hymenoptera, Vespidae.